Molecule: messenger RNA, 624 nt
Organism: Batrachochytrium dendrobatidis JAM81
Lineage: Eukaryota; Fungi; Chytridiomycota; Chytridiomycetes; Rhizophydiales
Exons: 1
Biological process (GO): inositol metabolic process; signal transduction; phosphatidylinositol phosphate biosynthetic process
Molecular function (GO): inositol monophosphate 1-phosphatase activity
Source: RefSeq, a predicted model, not a curated record
GCAGCCGACCUGGUCACAAAAACCGAUUGUGCUGUAGAAGAGUUGUGUUUCAAGUCACUCAAGGCAUUCUAUCCAGACCAUGUUUUUAUUGGAGAAGAAUCAACAUCUACAGUCACUCGAUGCUCCUUUGAUAACCGACCAACAUGGAUCAUUGAUCCUGUUGAUGGUACAAUGAACUUUUGUCAUGGAUUUCCCUUUACAGCCAUCUCUAUAGGUCUUUGCAUCAACACACUUCCUGUUCUUGGGGUUAUUUACAAUCCAAUUCUUGACCAUCUCUACUAUGCAACAUCUGGCACAGGAUCAUAUCUGGUUUCCCCAUCAACUGGAAUCUUGUGUCCACAACGACUUCCUCUCAGUCCAUCACCAGUUCCAUCUUCCCUAGCAACAGCACUCAUUGCCACCGAGUAUGGUGCAAGCAAAGAUACAGACAUCCUCCAUGCCAAGAUUCGCGCAAUCCAGCGUGUCAUUACAACUCCUGUUGCUGGCAGAGGAAUUCGAAGUCUUGGGUCGGCUGCUCUUUCCAUGUGCAUGGUGGCCGAGGGUGGAGUAGACGCAUAUUAUGAAGCAGGUAUCCAUGCUUGGGAUAUCUGUGCUGGUAUAGUGAUUGUGCGAGAAGCUGGUGGU